GAUGUUUUGGAUUUAUUUUUAUUAAUUUUUUGUGCUGUUUUUAUUCAUUUGACGAUUUUAAACUCAAACGUCUAUACAUUCAAUGAAAUUACUAACUUUAUCUUAUUCUCUCUUUACAGCGGUGGGCGUAUGUGGGGCAUGUCCCACUCACUGCCAUCUGGAAUGGACACAGAUUUCACCUCAUCGUAUCCAGGUCCAUCAAUGAAUAGGCGCGGUUAUAACGAUUUUUCAGGCGGCGGCGGCGGUGGCGGCGGUGGCGGAGGUGGUGGUGGUGGCGGCGGCGGCGGUGGUGGCGGCAUGGGUUCCAUGAAUAAUAUGGCGCCCGCCGCCAGCAUGAAUUCUCUGAAUUGCGGCAGCGGCGGCGGCGGCGGUGGUGGCGGUGGCGGUGAUGGUCACGGUGGCGGCUCGAAUGGCACAAAUCUAAUUGUGAACUAUCUGCCGCAAGAUAUGACAGAUCGCGAACUAUAUGCUUUAUUUAGGACAAUCGGUCCUAUAAACACUUGCAGAAUAAUGAGAGAUUAUAAGGUUUCAUAUGCUCGCCCCGGUGGUGAAUCGAUUAAGGAUACUAAUUUGUAUGUAACGAAUCUACCACGUACAAUAACCGACGACCAAUUGGAUACCAUAUUCGGUAAAUAUGGCAUGAUUGUACAAAAGAAUAUACUGAGAGACAAAUUGACGGGCAAACCGCGUGGCGUUGCAUUUAUAAGAUUCAAUAAACGCGAGGAGGCGCAGGAAGCAAUUUCGGCACUGAACAAUGUCAUACCGGAGGGUGCGUCUCAACCGCUCACUGUACGCCUGGCCGAGGAGCAUGGCAAGGCGAAAGCGCAACAUUACAUGUCACAGCUGGGCUUGAUUGGUGGUGGCGGUGGCGGCGGUGGUGGUGGUGGCGGCGGAGGCGGCGGUAUGGGUGGUUCAGAAGGCGGCGGCAUGGGCGGCGGCAUGGGCGGCGGCAUGGGUGGCGGCAUGGGUGGUCCACCACCACCCAUGAAUAUGGGCUACAACAACAUGGUGCACAGAGGUAGACAAAAUAAAUCACGUUUCCAAAAGAUGCAUCCCUAUCACAAUGCACAGAAAUUCAUUUAAAUAAUGAAAAAACUCUUAUUGAUACGAUCGCAGUGAUUGAUGAUGAUCGUUUGCUCGUAGUAUAGACGAUCCUUGAUAAUAAGAUUAAUAAGAUAUGAUGAUUAUGA
Rhagoletis zephyria (snowberry fruit fly) is the source of this 1190-nucleotide messenger RNA. Its product is annotated as sex-lethal homolog. NCBI's taxonomy places the organism in Eukaryota, Metazoa, Arthropoda, Insecta, Diptera, Tephritidae. Gene Ontology annotation, molecular function: RNA binding. The record is from RefSeq and is a predicted model, not a curated record.